Messenger RNA from Physeter macrocephalus (sperm whale), 1514 nucleotides. It is a transcript of the gene OVOL2, whose product is annotated as ovo like zinc finger 2. Gene Ontology annotation, cellular component: nucleus. Gene Ontology annotation, molecular function: RNA polymerase II cis-regulatory region sequence-specific DNA binding; DNA-binding transcription factor activity, RNA polymerase II-specific. Lineage: Eukaryota; Metazoa; Chordata; Mammalia; Artiodactyla; Physeteridae. The record is from RefSeq and is a predicted model, not a curated record. Gene Ontology annotation, biological process: regulation of transcription by RNA polymerase II; epidermal cell differentiation. The transcript has 4 exons. Bases 361 to 1188 code for a protein of 275 amino acids.
AGGCAGCCCCGGCCGCCGGAACCGGUCGGACAGGUAGCGAGCUUGUUGACACCGUUAUGUUGCAGGGCGCAUGCUCACUCCCAAGUUUCCUGGUGCCUUUUCUAUUCCACCUUAUGAAACUUUUUCCUCGGCGUGGUCUCACCCGGGAUUUAAGGCAUAGGUGUCGCCGAGUCGGGAGGCUGGGAGUCGCCGGGCGUGCGGGGGAGAGGCCGGGCCGCGCCGCGGCGGGGGGCGGAGGGAGAGGGCCGGCCGGGCGGGAAGGUGGGCUCUGGCCGCAGGGAACCGGGGACCGAGCCGUCGCCGCCCCUAGAGGGGAGCAGCCGGGACGAGGGGGCCGCAGUCCGGGGAGGGGGCCCCACGAUGCCCAAAGUCUUCCUGGUGAAGAGGAGGAGCCCGGGGGUCUCGGUCCGCAGCUGGGAUGAGCUCCCGGACGAGGAGAGGGCAGACACCUACAUCCCAGUGGGCCUGGGCCGUCUGCUCCACGACCCCCCCGAGGACUGCCGCAGCGACGGCGGCAGCAGCAGCGGCGGCGGCAGCAACAGCGCGGGGGAGCCCGGAGGCCCGGAAAGCAGCUCGUCCCCGCGCGCCCCCGAGCGCGAAACCCCCGAGCCCGGCGAUGGCGAGGUCCCCGGUGGACACCUGGCGGCGAAGCAGCGCCCGGUUGCCAGGUCGAAAAUCAAGUUCACCACAGGCACCUGCGGCGGCGACGCAACGAUUCACACCUGCGACCUGUGCGGCAAGGCCUUCCGCCUGCAGCGCAUGCUCAACCGGCAUCUCAAGUGCCACAGCCAGGUGAAGAGGCACCUGUGCAGCUUCUGCGGCAAGGGCUUCAACGACACCUUCGACCUCAAGAGGCACGUGCGCACGCACACAGGCAUUCGCCCCUACAAAUGUGACGUGUGCCACAAAGCCUUCACCCAGCGCUGUUCCUUGGAGUCCCACCUGAAGAAGAUUCACGGGGUGCAGCAGCACUAUGCCUACAAGCAGCGCCGCGACAAGCUGUACGUCUGUGAAGACUGUGGCUACACGGGCCCCACCCAGGAGGACCUGUACCUGCAUGUGAAUGGUGCCCACCCGGGCAGCGCGUUCCUCAAAAAGACAUCCAAGAAACUGGCAGCCCUCUUGCAAAACAAGCUGGCAUCCACGCUCCAGGGCAAUGCCAACCUGAGCGAGGAGGAGGAGAAGUAGGAGAGGGCGUGGAUGCCAACGCUGCCACGUGUCCACAGAUUCCCGGUCUUGAGGGCCCCCUGACCCACGGACUCUUUCUAAGUCCAAGUGUUCCGUCCAUCUCUCUGUCCUCUGGGGGCCUCAAUGAGGGGCUCCGUUCCAAGGCUGUCAGUGAUAACAGUGGCUUCAGGCCCCCUGUAACCUGUAUCCUCAGGAACACUGUCACAUGAAUGAAAGCUUGUGGAUGGCUAUGAUCACCGUCUGGGGUUUGGGGUUUGUUUGUUUUUUUUUAGGAUUUUCACACAUGGAGGCAGGGGUGUUCUUAAGAGAGACACCCCUUGGAGAGA